AAACGCACACAGACACUCACUCACCAACACACAUUAAAACCCAAGCACUUUCAAGAGGUCAAGGAAGUUUGCACGAACUCUUUUACUCGGGACCAAGACUUCUGAGACACACUGCUGGCAGGAGGGAUGUCUGUGUCUCUGUGGUGUGAGGAAGUAGAGGGCCAGGACAGGACUCAGUCUCCGGUCCGAGCCCCAUGGGACCCCAGCGCCUCCGGACUGAGGGUUAUUCAGAGACUUCUGCAGUCAGAGGAGAGAUACCUGCCGUCUCCUCUCUACAUCUCUCUCAUCCAGAGAGAACCACAGCGCAGAGAGGAACUGGCCAAGUGGACUAUGGAGGUGUGCAGUGAAUGUGACUGUGAUGAGUCUGUAUUUCCCCUGGCUGUCUCUCUUCUGGAUCGAUAUCUGUCGUCCACUCUAUCCCUGCCUGUGUCUCCCUCCUGUCUGGCUGCAGCUUGUGUCCUGGUGGCCUCAAAACUGACCGAAACUGACACAGUUAGUGCAGAUACUCUCUGUGCGGCAGCAGAGUACCACUUUCUCUCAUCAAACCUGCGGGAAAUGGAGCGUGUGGUGCUGGCGACUCUGAGGUGGGAUGUGGCAGCAGUGACCCCUCAGGACUUUAUCCCACACUUCCUGCGCACUCUUGGGGAACUCAGGGAUGGGGACGUGCGCACAGGAGACUUCGUCGCAACGCUGCGGCGCCACAGCGAUACACUUGUCGCCUUGUGUGUGUGUGACUCGCGCUUUCUGGGAACUCCUCCAUCACUGGUGGCAGCGGCUGCACUGAACUCUGCCCUGCGGGGUCUGAGGACCAAGAGUGCGGGAGAGAUGAGUGUCAUGACCUCUGCCCUGGCCACACUCUGUCAGACUGAUGUGGUGCUGCUGCAGUGCUGCACUGAGCAGAUAGAGGGCGCUCUCCGCGAGAGACUGAGGAGCGGAGCACAGCAGGAGAAAGACGAGGAUGAGGAUGAGGAUGAUGAAGAGGAAAGAGCCAGCACACCCACAGACCUAAGAGAAAUAGACUUUUAAUACAGGGUUAAUUAAUUCAUGAGGGAUAUUUAUCGCGUCUCACUUUUAUUUAUCAGUAAAACUGAUUUAAACACAAUGUGACAUUUAUGUUUUUGUCUUAUGUAACUUCUGAAGUGAUCUAAUUUAUAAUAAUUUGUAUUUAUUUGUUUGAGGGAUUACGAUUUACGUGUGCCAUAUUUAUUAACUUCUGUUGCCAUAACUGUAAUUGUGACUUUUUAUGCUUUUCAGGUUUACCCUUUUGAAUUUAUGUAUUACAUUUCUACGUUUUGUAUUAUCGUGUUAUUUAUUGUGUGUGUGCACAUUUUUAUAUUUAAUUUAUUUUGUUUGUCAGUGUUUCAGCCUGUUUGUAAUCAAAGUGUUGGAUAAAAACGAAUAUCUAUUUUUAGAGGUAAUUAAAAUAAAGUGUCUAUGUUUGCCAACA
This is a messenger RNA of Carassius carassius (crucian carp), 1447 nucleotides long. RefSeq names its product G1/S-specific cyclin-D2-like. The record is from RefSeq and is a predicted model, not a curated record. Bases 127 to 1026 code for a protein of 299 amino acids. Gene Ontology annotation, biological process: regulation of cyclin-dependent protein serine/threonine kinase activity; positive regulation of G1/S transition of mitotic cell cycle; mitotic cell cycle phase transition. Gene Ontology annotation, molecular function: cyclin-dependent protein serine/threonine kinase regulator activity. Lineage: Eukaryota; Metazoa; Chordata; Actinopteri; Cypriniformes; Cyprinidae. The transcript is spliced from 4 exons. Gene Ontology annotation, cellular component: nucleus; cytoplasm; cyclin-dependent protein kinase holoenzyme complex.